Molecule: messenger RNA, 1347 nt
Organism: Carassius gibelio (silver crucian carp)
Lineage: Eukaryota; Metazoa; Chordata; Actinopteri; Cypriniformes; Cyprinidae
Exons: 13
Coding region: 1-1347 (448 amino acids)
Source: RefSeq, a predicted model, not a curated record
AUGUCCAAUAAAAAGAAACCAACAACUUCAACAUUUUACAGUGAACCAGCGAUGAUGGAGGAACUGUACACUGGAUACCUGCUCAAGUCCCCCCCUCUAACGGCCCUGACUAAAGGCAUUGUACGUCUUAAAUCAUGGAAGCGCCGUUUCUUUGUGCUCUGCAAAACACGUGAAGACUCCUACCAUCUGACAUAUCAUGCAAACAACGAAACAAAAGAGAUCGACCUUUCUAAGAUCAGCCAGCUGUUUAUUGGCCCUGAGGCACAUCAGAAGUGGGACUGGAUCCAGAAACAUUUCAAGUGUUCUCCAUCCAGUGUGUUGUUCUUGAAAGUGGAAGACGACACACCAAAACACUCUAGAGACUAUUUCCUAAUUGGAGAAAACAGUGAUGACGUGGAUGGUUGGCUCAAUGCCAUAGUCAAGGUAAUGAAGAUCCAGAGAUCAGGAAAUACCCUUCAGGACAACAGAUUUAGAUCAGCAUCUGAACCUGUGAAGAGUUCUGAACCAAAGGUUGACUAUCAGCCUAAUGACAGACGGUCAGCACCUGAAUUAAUGUUAACUUACCCGUCACCGUCCAGCCAUUAUGACUAUCCACGCAAACUCAGCGAACCUCCAGUACCAGUAACACCCAAGAUUCCAGUUAUUGAACAUAAAGAUGAGAAGGAUGAGAUGCAGGAUGAAUCUGCAGAGGACAGCAGUGAAUACAUGUGCAUGGCAUCAUUUGUCUCUGACUGUCAGAUGAUGCAGAACUUGUGUCUCUUCCAUAAGGGGGAUCAGAUCCUGGCCUUCAAUGACCUGCUGAUAGACACAGUAGAAGAGAUACAGAUGUACUUGAGAAGACUAAGCAAGAAUGAGGUAAAACUCACUAUUCGGCGGCUUAUAGGAUCCCAGCCUCUGCACUCUGAACCCUGCUCACAUAAUGAGGACAUGAAACAAAAUCACAUGAUCAGCUUGCUGUUUAUUGGCCCUGAGGCACAUCAGAAGUGGGACUGGAUCCAGAAAAACUUCAAGUGUUUUCCAUCCAGUGUGCUGUUCUUAAAGGUGGAAGAUGAUACACUAAAACAAGCUAGAGAAUAUUUCCUCAUUGGAGAAAACAGGGAUGAAGUGGAGGGUUUGCACACUGCCAUAGACAAGGUAAUGAAGAUCCAGAAAUCACAAAAUAAACUGCAACAUACAGAUGCUUCUAACCUACAGAAGAUUACAGUUAUUGAGGAAAAAGAUGCGAAGGAAGGGAAGCAGGAUGAACCUCCAAGGGACAACAAUGAAUACAUGACCAUGGGAUCAGUGCAAAUGGUGUUGGAAGGUGGCCAACAGGAGGAAGACACUGCAUGCAAAAAGAAAACGUAA